Messenger RNA from Athalia rosae (coleseed sawfly), 2569 nucleotides. Its product is annotated as gustatory receptor 5a for trehalose-like. The record is from RefSeq and is a predicted model, not a curated record. Gene Ontology annotation, molecular function: taste receptor activity. Bases 673 to 2283 code for a protein of 536 amino acids. Gene Ontology annotation, cellular component: membrane. The transcript is spliced from 10 exons. Gene Ontology annotation, biological process: detection of chemical stimulus involved in sensory perception of taste; sensory perception of chemical stimulus. NCBI's taxonomy places the organism in Eukaryota, Metazoa, Arthropoda, Insecta, Hymenoptera, Athaliidae.
GAUUGAGUUUCUGAAAAAACGAAUGAGAUCCAAAUAUGUGGUUUAUACAAAUAAGCACAAGAAAAAUAUCCCGAACUUACUUAGCACAUAUCUAAUAUCGAUACUACUAAUUUGGAUAACCGUCAAGUAGUGCUUUCUCUAAAAUAAAACUACGGAAAAACUAGAAACUCGCGUUACAGUGUAAAUAGAAACUUCUUUAAUCGGCAGAAUGAAUAAUUUAGCAUCGCUUAAAAACCCUCGAUCAGUUAUAAUCUCCCAUUUACAUCGCAUAUCGUUACGUAACUAUGUGCGAUGAUAUCGAUUUAAAUAUAGGUUUUCAAUAUGUGUACGGUGCGAAUCUAAUAAUUAUUCUUUGUUUGCUCGUUUUAUUUUUAUUCAAUUCCAACGGAAUAUUUAAUUCUAGAAGUUGAAGGAUUCCUGAAAGAAUAUUAUGGGGUAUUUCCGGGCUGCUUGAAAAAUUAAGUCCAUAAAAGAAGAGCGCGUUAUUUCUUUGAAAAUUUAUAACAAAACCAAAAUUGCGUUUUCACCCCUUCAGAAUCGGAAAAUUGAUUACUGACAUGCGAAUGAUGUGGAGAGUCUUGUUAUCGGUAUGAUGUUAUUUUUCCUAGCGGUACAUACUUUUAUAUUUUUAUAACGUUAUAUAGAUACUCAUAUCUAGGUGUACGUAUACCUAUGUCGAUUUUUUAUCCAACGCGUAAACAGCUCGAUUAUUUUACACAUCUACAGCACAACAUUCAACCCCUUCACUCAAAUGUUAACAUUUGCGUGUUAUACCCACGAGCUGUUUGUGAGAGAAUUCAGCAAAAGGCCCACGUGGAGCAGAGUGGAAAAAUGACUGUAACAAGGAGCGAUUAUAUGCGUCGUGUGGACGACCCCAUCAAAGGAAGUGGUACCCCAUGCAAGGGUGUGGGCUCUGGAUCAAGAAAAAUUUGGCCUUUGUUAAGCAGAAAAGUAAUUUCUUCAUCGAAACAAUGCAGACCUUACCGAAUUGGAUCGCAAUCAAGGUCUAGAUUUUUAUUGGGGACUUCUGCUGGGGUAAUCGAAAGACAGAAUGUACCCCAACAAUUGUGCCAGGAUCCGGAAAGUUUUCACUGCGCUAUAGGCAGAAUAUUGGCAGUAGCCCAGUGGUUUGGUUUACUUCCGGUUUUCGGUGUACUCUUACCUUCUUACAAAGGAUUAACAUUCCGAAAAAUAUCCUUCAGGACUUUUUACGCAAUUGUUUUAGCUGCUUCAAUGCUGUUUGUCACGUCUUCUUCCGUUAUUCACAUGAUCAGGUCAAUCUAUUCCAAAUCAUUCGACAUAAAAGGCGGUAUUGCGUCCGCUACAGCUGGUGUGAUUUUUUAUGGUAAUAGUGUUCUUGGGGCUUCUAUAUUUUUGUGGCUUGCACCGCGAUGGGGACCCCUUCAGCACGAAUGGCAGGCCAUGGAACAGCUCACGGACAGGUGGGGUCGCCCUCGGCUCAGGAUGAAAUUUUCUAUCCUAACCGGAAUCAUUUUGCUCUCUGCAAUGAUUGAACAUAUUUUGAGUAUGAUCAAUAACACGCCAAAUUAUCAUUGGGGAAAUUCGACAAAUGCAAGUUUCGAAAGUUACCUCGAUGAAUAUACUCACAAAUCUCACGCGUUUAUUCUCAGCACGUGGGACUAUAACAUAGUUCUUGGUAUAUUUCUCUUUACUAUCAGCAAAAUCGCAACAUUUACUUGGAACUUUACCGAUCUCUUCCUGAUGCUGGUGGCCACUGGUUUGGCGGAGAGAUUCAAAACUUUGAACAAACGGAUGACGUCGAGAAACGCCGCAAUGCCAACAAUAGGGGAAUGGAAAAUACUGAGGGAAAGUUAUGCGGCUUUAAGCGCGUUAGUUAAACGAGUUGAUAAUGACGUUUCUCCUAUCGUUUUGCUAUCUUUUGUCAAUAACCUUUACUUCAUCUGUCUUCAACUGUUGAAUGGACUGUCCAGACCGGAGGGAGAAGCGGUCUUGAGCACAGUUUACUUCUUCGGAUCCUUCAUAUUUCUUGUGGCAAGAACUAUCGGCGUUACUCUUUUGGCAUCGCGAAUUAACGACCAAAGUAGAAUAGCUCUGCCGAUACUUUAUACUUGCCCAGCAAAGACGUACUGCAUCGAGACACAGAGACUUGAACAUCAAUUAGCAACCGACGAUGUCGCGCUUUCUGGUUUACGGUUUUUUUUCAUAACCAGGAGCUUUUUGCUUGCGGUUGCUGGGGCUAUUGUCACUUACGAAGUCAUUCUUCUGCAGUUUAAUCUCGCAAUGAAUCAAGACGGUGAAUGAAAGUAUUUUGAUAAAAUGUAUUGGAAGAUACAGAAUAUAUCCCAUGUACGUACAUCAUAAGAACGAAAACUAAAACGUAACAUAACAGUGCAGUAGACUUGUAAAGAUAUUUUAAGUGUUUUGCUUUCAAAUCAUUUUUGACUCUCAUUGAUUACGUUUCAUGAUUAAUAUUAUUGUAAUUUUUAUAUCGGUGAUAGUUCGCUAACUUCAGUAUUUAAUCCUUAUUAGAUAUAGGCACAGAUAGCCAUUGAUACGCACGUAAUACAUCUAUGUUUUUCUCGAUAAU